AUGGCCGCAGUUGUUUGGGACUUGAUCACCAGCACCAUCCCCAGCCUGCUUGCACUUGCACUUGCAGCCGCCCUUAUGUACUUUGUCUCCAAGAAGCUUGGACCAAUAUGUGCCCACCAAGAACGCACCUCAAAAGCUUUUGGAAAAGCAGCUCUACUGCAAGAAGUGGUAGUCGUGCAACAAGCGAAAUUAGCUGUGACGUUACUGGGGCUGCAGAGACAGGAGAGAGGAGAAACUAGGGUACGUGAUGGGUCUGGGGUCCGUGAUAGACAGCCCGUGGAACCUGAGUCACCGCCGGCUCCGAAGGAAACCGAGCAAGGGCAGCCACCACCCUCACCGCCUUUCCCACUGGCCCAGGGAGGGACGCCUGACAAGGGUUUUCAACCGCCCGCGGGACCUGUGCUUGCAGAGUCUAAGGAUUCUCCCCGUGGAAAGCAUUCCCGCUCAGGGGGCUCGCCUGAGCCUAAGCCGAGGUGCCCCCCACUUUCUGAGCCGCUCCUGCAACAGCCCCUGCUGUUUCCUUCAGGGCCGGGACCCACAGCAUUGGGCGGAUCCUCUGAGGACCCCACUGCCUGGGUCACAGGGGUUCAGAGAUUUCAAGAGGCCCUCAAGACCCCAUACAGUCUGGCCUUGAGAAAUGAGCCCGGCAGAGCAGAUCUGAAGCAUGUGGUGAUAGACGGGAGUAACGUGGCCAUGGCCCACGGCCUACAAAAGUUCCUACUGCACCUGGCAGACAAGACCGGGGGGAUCAUCGUGACCAAUGAUAACCUGAGAGAGUUUGUGACCGAGUCGGCGUCCUGGAGAGAAAUCGUUGCCACCAGGCUGCUUCAGUACACGUUCGUGGGAGACAUAUUUAUGGUUCCCGAUGACCCUCUGGGAAGACACGGACCUCGGCUAGAAGAAUUUCUUCGAAAAGACCUCUUUCCUCCAGACAGGCAGCUGGUUGUUGACAGUGGCCCGCCAGGCAUGAGCACUUUGGACACUGUCCUCAGGAGCCCCAGCCCCAGCCCCAGGCCCAGCCCCAGCCCCAGCCCCAGCCCCAGCCCCAGCCCCAGCCCCAGCCCCAGCCCCAGCCCCAGCCACUGGCCACCACCCCAGAUCCACGGAGCCUCUCCAAGCCCUGGGCUUCCUCAGCAACAGCUCUUCACCGUCCAGGUCACAGGGCCCAGGAUGCAGCAGAAACUAGCCAGGCCCGCACAGAGAUCUUGGGCAGAGACCACCCAGCUGAGGGAGGCGCUGAUGAGCAUCUUCCCGGACUCUGAGCAGAAAAGGAAGAUUGACCAGAUUCUGCUAGCUCAUCCAUCCACGAUGGACCUGAACGCCCUCUCUGGCCUCGUGUUGGAUGCAAGGCUGGGCUGA
Messenger RNA from Meriones unguiculatus (Mongolian gerbil), 1359 nucleotides. Its product is annotated as protein KHNYN-like. NCBI's taxonomy places the organism in Eukaryota, Metazoa, Chordata, Mammalia, Rodentia, Muridae. The record is from RefSeq and is a predicted model, not a curated record. Bases 1 to 1359 code for a protein of 452 amino acids. Gene Ontology annotation, cellular component: nucleus; cytoplasmic ribonucleoprotein granule. The transcript has 2 exons. Gene Ontology annotation, molecular function: mRNA binding; RNA endonuclease activity.